AAACGACAGGAGGCAAGAAGAAAGGGAAGCGGCUGAUAGCUAGGCGGCGGGUAAUGUGAAGUGGAUUUGACCGCGUUUGGAUGGAGGAAAUCGCACACACACACACACACACACACACACACACACACACGGUAAAAAUUGAGAGCUAGUGAAACAAACAGAGAGACAGAUAGACCGACAAGCCGGUGAAAGCACACACAGAGUAAGGGCACAGAGAACUGGUGAAACAAACAUCUCACACACACAAGGUUAAAAACUGAGAGCAGCUGAAACUAGACAGAUAGGUGGACAACGGGUGAAACACACACACAAAUACGGGGUAAAGGCACAGAGAACCGGUGUAACAGAGACAGAGAGAGAAAGAGGUGAAAGAAAGAAAACGGGUGGAAUACAAACAUAUAGCCACCCACAAGCGACCAAUGAAAGAGAGAAAGAGUGGAGACAGCGGUGGAACAUACACAUAGACCACCGAUAAAACACUCCAGAGUGAGAGAGACAACGGUUAGCGCACACACACACACACACACACACACACACAGAGAGAGAGAGAAGGACAGCGCGUGGAACAGAGUGUGAGAGAGAACAGAAACAUUAGGGACAACGGGAGGCAGAGGGGGAGAGAGGAAAGAGAGAGAGAGGUGGCAGAGAAAGGAAGAACAGAAAGAUCGGGGACAACGGGUGGAACAGAGAGAGAGGGAGGAGGAAGAGAGGGAGAGAGAAAGAAAGUAGAGAAAGAUCAGGGACAACGGGUGGAACAAACCCACACACACACGCACACAUAGACAACCAGUGAAAAAGGCACACAUUAGUUCGGGAGUGACGAUAUCAGCAAGUUGCAGAUUGUCCCUCUGCCCUGCUAACUGUAAGUGUGCCGAUAUAACACAUUUCAAAGUGGCACAGAAUGCGCCUGGAAUUCACCGGCUGGAUGUUUGGACUCCUCGCUCUGCUGGCAAUCCUUCUCGUUCUGGCGGAUAUUUCCGAAGUGGAGAUAGAAUUCGGAUUUACAGAAGGAAAGAGAAUCAUGAAGGCAUCCAAAGAAACUCUACAGGACAAGUGUUGCAGGGGGGAUGUAAUCGCAGACAUUUCAUCCAGCACGCCCCAGCAGAAGGCUGAGAAUAAGGAGAUCACGGAACUACAGGCAAGGCACCCUGAAGUACACGAGUGGAAACUUAAUGCCACGCUAACAGCAAGGAUAAGGAAAGACAUUCUGAGGUUUCUGGAUGCAGAGAAGGACAUUUCAGUGCUGAAAGGCAGGCUGAAGCCGGGGGAUAUCAUCCAUUAUAUUGUUGACAGGGACAGGACUCUGAAUAUAUCCUACAGCCUGUACAAGCUAUUGCCAAAGAUAUCGCCAAUGAAAAAUAAACACUUCAAACAAUGCGCAAUUGUUGGGAAUUCUGGAAUUCUGCUCAACAGUGGCUGUGGACAAGAGAUUGAUGCUCAUGAAUUUGUGAUAAGGUGUAAUCUUGCCCCAGUUGAAGAGUAUGCACAGGACGUCGGACUGAAGACUGACUUGGUGACUAUGAAUCCUUCUGUGGUGCAGCGUGCAUUUGAGGAUCUGAAGAACGAGACGUGGAAGGAGAAACUACUGCACCGGUUAAAGAUGCUGGACGGCGCCAUUCUCUGGAUUCCAGCGUUUAUGGCCAAAGGGGGAGAAGAGCGUGUGGAGUGGGUGAACAACCUCAUCAUAGAGCACAAAAUCCACAUUCAGACAGCCUAUCCGUCACUAAGGCUUCUACAUGCAGUGCGGGGGUAUUGGCUGACUAACAAGGUCCUGAUUAAACGCCCCACUACUGGACUCUUGAUGUAUACACUUGCCACUCGAUUCUGCGAUGAAAUCCACCUUUAUGGUUUCUGGCCUUUUUUUAAGGACCAGAAGGGAAAUACAGUGAAAUAUCACUACUAUGACAGUCUGACCUAUGAGUACAACUCGAGGGCUACUCCGCACACAAUGCCACUGGAGUUCAAAACACUGAAAAACAUGCACCUGCAGGGUGCGUUGAAACUAAACAUUGGAGAGUGCAAGUUGGCAACACAGGGUUAGAAGGAAGUCGAGGGAAGAGGGAGACUCUCCACUGUGGGAUCAACGGGAAGCUGGACGAAUCCAGGUUAUCCUCACGUAGGGGGAAUUGGCCACUGAGGGAACAGACUCAUGUGGACGAGGCAUCAGUGCUCUGAAUGCAUGAGCAUUAGAAACGGAAGGCAAACCUUUUGUAUGAGGAGGAGAGCAGCAACACGGAGAGGCCUCCACAACGCGAUUGGGCUUUUGCGAGAUGCAGCGCAGGCCCUCUCUGUCAGGAGAGAUGUCGCCUCUUACGGAGCUGGGCCCAAGCGUCAGAAACUUCAGCACUUAUGUUUUGAUCAAAUUACAUUUUUCAGUUAAACUUGUGACGGAUUUUGAAUAAACACAGGAAACGUUAUUACCCACCCAAAGCGAUUUUAGAAUUUGUAACAAAAGAAAGGCACUUUAAUUGGAAUUUCUGCUGGAGAGAUUGUCUGCCUGUUUCCCUAAUUUCAGCGGUCACCUGAAGGUAAUCUCACCAACCUAGAAGAGUGAACAGAGUAAUAGAAAAUUGGAUUAACUGAGUGAGAGUAAUUCAAAUGAGAGAUCUAAAGUUGCGAGAUUUAAUCAAGCGGUUGGUGUGCAGUUCCAAGCUGUCAUAGAAUCUGUAAUGGACUAUCACCACAGUUUCCUAGUUUCUGUUAUAAUUCAUGGGCCACAGUUCUGUACAGUACAACCCAGAAUCAGCUUCUCCUCAGUUAUGUCUGCAAUUUUGCCCAUUAAAAUUACUAUUAUUAUACAGAAUCUAGAAUUCCCCACAAUACGCUGCCUAAGACUUGGAAUACAGGGUCUUUGGACUCCCUGUGAUAUUGAGUCUUGCAAUUGAAUACAAUGCAGAAUCUAUGAUUCCCCAAAAUUAUGAUCUGUAAUUCCUGGGGCUCUGUGAUUUCCCCAUAAUGCAGGGUUUGCUUUUUCCCCAUUAUAUAGUCUGUGAUACACAUCAGUAC
Mobula hypostoma (lesser devil ray) is the source of this 3006-nucleotide messenger RNA. It is a transcript of the gene st8sia2, whose product is annotated as ST8 alpha-N-acetyl-neuraminide alpha-2,8-sialyltransferase 2. Bases 902 to 2041 code for a protein of 379 amino acids. Gene Ontology annotation, molecular function: alpha-N-acetylneuraminate alpha-2,8-sialyltransferase activity. The transcript is spliced from 6 exons. Gene Ontology annotation, biological process: oligosaccharide metabolic process; N-glycan processing. The record is from RefSeq and is a predicted model, not a curated record. Lineage: Eukaryota; Metazoa; Chordata; Chondrichthyes; Myliobatiformes; Myliobatidae.